UGCAAACAGACAUGGACCCCAUCAUAUCAUGCAUACUUCCCGACAUAAACCAACCCAUGAAAAUUCAAUCGAAAUAUCCGCCCUAAAAACAGGCCAAAAAACUCCAUGUUCUUUUCUUAAAAGCUUCAUUUCUCUCCUUUUCACGCUUUUACUCACACACACCAUCACCACCUCCUCACUCUUUCUCUCUCCUCUCUGUUAACUACAUUGCCAUUUAUUAAUGCUGGAGUAUUAAUUAACGCCGUAUUCAAGCAAGUACUGAUUGAGUUAGUUCUUGAUUAUUGUUACUAGAUCUGGUUUUGAUUUCGGGAAUUUGGGGUGAUGUUUUCCGGCGAUUUAGGGUUUCAGUGAUGUUGAAUUUGUGAUUGGGGAGGAAAAUGGGAUCCGGAAGUAGUAAAACGCGUCGUAGUGGUGGUAGUGUCGCGUCGUCUGCUUCAUCUACGUCGUCGUUUAAUUCGUCGUUUUCUUCAUCGGUGGUUGAUAGGAGUAGGAGGAAGAGUAAGAGUCGAGGAGUGUUUAGCUCUCCUUGUCUUGGAUCGUCAUCGAAAGGGUACGGAAGUGAUGAAGAUGAUGAUGGUGAUGGUGAUGAUCAGGGGCCUUACUUUUGCCUUUGGAGUGUUGCAAGACGCUCAACAGUAAUCGUUUCAGAUCAUCAUAUUGAAGCUAGUAGGACAAUAUUACAGCAACCUGAAUCAGAGUCUGACGAAGUUAAAGUUCAGUGUUACCAAUCAUCCAAAGUUGAUGGGCCUGAUAACAUGCCCUGUAUAUCUUCUAAUAUCGAUCUUAGUGAAUGGGAUCAUGCAAAUGGGACAGAAAGUGAGAUUAGGGCAGAUGGAAGUUCAUCUCAAGCUUUCCCUGGUCAAUCUUUGAACAAUUCAAGCCGAUUUUUAUCUCGCUUCAGUUUUGUUCCUGGUAGUGUUAGCUUUAGGCUCAGCAGAGCGGCCAGUGUAGGAUCAUCAAGGGCUUAUCCUUCUUCUCCCACAAGCUUCGCUAUUCCAAAUGGUGAAGAAGACCUUCAUCUGCGGAGAGGGUUUCCCCGUCGCUUGAUUAGCAGUAAUGAGAGUCAACAAAAUAACAAUCUGAAUUCUUCAUUCACCAGUGCAUCGGUCAGAUCUCUUGGUGAUUCUUCUAUAAAUUUGAUUCGGCACUCUGCAAAUUCUACUUUGUCCAGUUCUUUGCAAGAUAAUGAGGUUAGUGCUGCACAAGAUCCGGUGGAUAAUGAUAGUGGGGGAACUAGGCUAGAUGUGCAUUUACCUUCUCUUGGAAAUCAUAUGGACGUGGAGGGUUUGAACAGGAGAAUUGGGGAUCAUCGAAAUGGUGCCCGAGAACCAGCAGAACGUAAUGUUCGUUUUAGUAGAACUUUAAGCGUGGGAAGGCUCCGUGAUAGAGUUCUACGUAGAUCAUCAUUUUCAGACUUGACUCUUUCUCCUUUGCCCCAGGAGAGAGCAACUGCUUCUGAUGGAAAUCCUGUUAACUCUCUGGUGUCUUCUCCUUAUCCGCUGCCCAGCAUGCCUAGCUCCUAUUAUGUUAGUCAAAGUAAUGAUGUUGAGACAUCACACCUCAGUGAAGGCAGGCAUCAUGAUUCACUGGAGCAUAGAUCAAAUUUCUUGGAGCGACGAAGAAGAAUAAGGUCCCAGGUACGAGCUCUUCAGCGUUUGGGUAGUCGUUUUGAGAAUCUAUCAGGACAUGAAAGGUAUUGUAUUCUGUCGGGGCAUCAUCGAACUGGGCGUUGCUCGUGUCGGAUCAGUACCAGAGAUUCUAAUUCAAAUAAUGAUGGUGCUCGAGCUAGUAUAUCGAGAAUCGUUAUGCUAGCCGAGGCUCUGUUUGAGGUUCUGGAUGAAAUUCACCAGCAAUCAGUGGUGUUAUCCUCCCGACCUUCUGUAUCUUCGAUUGGAUCUGUUCCAGCACCAAACGAAGUUGUAGAAUCCUUACCUGUAAAAGCAUACACUAAAUCAACAAAAAAUCAGAGCGAGGAGGUUGCUCAAUGUUACAUAUGCCUUUUGGAGUACGAGGAAGGUGAUGAUGUGCGCAUAUUGCCUUGUCAUCAUGAGUUUCAUAAGAAGUGCAUUGACAAGUGGCUUAAGGAAAUUCACAGGGUAUGUCCACUUUGCCGUGGAGACAUUUGCAGACCCGACGCAUUAGCUGUUGGGAACGGAGGCGGCUGUUAGCAUUUUGUUUACUAGAAGAGUGUACAAAAUACAGAUUGUUUUGUUUGUUGAAGCUUUCAGGUUGCGCCUGUGAUGUUCUUGGGAGAUUUCCGAGUCUGGUUACUCGAAUGAAGAACAACAGAAACAUCAAAGUUGUAACAUGACGAAGUGUUUGAUGUCUAAUUUCUGUUAAUACAUGAUUAGCACAAGACAUACAACAGAGAAAAAACAAUUUGGCAUGAGAUUGCAACAGGAGAUUAAAAUGCCACCAUUUCAUAGACUUUGUCAACUGGUCAUGAACAUAUGUGAGCGCUGUAUUUUCUGUGUCGGUUCCGUUUUAAUUUCUUUUUUUUUUUUUGGUUGGACAGCCUUGUGAAUAUUGUGCAAUCAGGAGCUGAUUCAUCCUUCAACUGUUAAAUGUAAUGUAAUAUCCAAUUCAAGUGGUUAAGUGAUUCUUUUCACAAUGCAA
This is a messenger RNA of Spinacia oleracea (spinach), 2616 nucleotides long. Its product is annotated as E3 ubiquitin-protein ligase MBR1. The coding region runs from base 378 to 2168 and encodes 596 amino acids. The transcript has 7 exons. The record is from RefSeq and is a predicted model, not a curated record. Lineage: Eukaryota; Viridiplantae; Streptophyta; Magnoliopsida; Caryophyllales; Amaranthaceae.